AUGUCUUUGAUUGCUCGAUGUGUUGUUAACAAAAGCAAUUUACUCUCAAGACACCUUUCAGCUGGAAUUAUUACUGGACAAACAAGAUCACUUAAGAUUGGAAAUGAAAUUCCUUCAGUAAACCUGUAUGAGGAUACUCCUGAUAAUGCUGUAAACAUCAGAGACGCAUUCAAGGGGAAGAAAGGAGUGCUAUUUUCUGUGGUCGGCGCCUUCACCCCGGGAUGUACAGAGGUUCAUCUCCCAGACUACCUUGACCAUUAUGAAAAAUUUAAAAAUGAAGGUUAUGACCUGAUAUGCUGUGUAGCUGUCAAUGACCCAUUUGUCAUGUCCGCUUGGGGAAAACAUGUUAAGGCUGAAGGAAAGAUUCGUAUGUUGGCUGACACUCAGGCAGAAUUCACAAGGGCUCUAAAUAUGGAGCUUGACUGUCGAAAGGUUAUGGGAAAUACAAGAUCUAAACGAUAUUCUUUAGUAGUGGAAGAUGGCAUUAUACAAAGCAUUAAUAUGGAACCAGAAAACACCGGACUAGCUUGUCUCCUGUGUAUAAAAAACUACACAUCAAAACUGAAACGCAUGUAGCUUCAGUACAUAUCAUCGCAACUACAAGCAAAAGAUUGCAGUAGUGUUUAUUCUUAUUUCAUUGUUACAUUGAUAUGUUUCCAAUAUUUUUUUGUUUUACAUGUUCUGUUACCUACACAUAUAUAUAUUUAGAUUUACAUUUACAAUAUCAUUGAAAUUCAAAGGAUUCUACUUUUAUAAAACAAAACUAAUUGCCUUAAGAUUAUGUCAUGACGGAAUUGAAAUCUAAUGAUGGGUUAUUUGAUGAUUGCUUUCUGGUAUAAAAUCUGAACAGUUACUAGGCAGGUAUUUAUGGCAUGAAAAUGGAUAAAUAGUUACAUCUGAAUGAAAGGCAAUCAAUCAGUUUUCAGUAAUUCUUCUCUGGGGUUCCUUUUAUUCUGCUUCAAAGAGAUCAAGGGUAAGGAAGAUUCUAAAAUACCUAACUCUUUAUCAUUUUCAAGUCGUUGAUUUUGUCAUGAUAUAUUUCAAGUAUAGAUAGAGUGUUUCGAUAUAUUGAGUGUGAAACUCAUGGACUCUGGGCAAAUUACAUUCAGAUUGCAAUUAUUUAGAUUUCAAUUAUUUAGAUAAGGUCAGUUUGUCAUUUGUGACCUAAGGUAACUGUUUAUGUGUGAUAUUUCAAAUUCCUGAUGUAAUUUACAGGAGUUGGGACUUGACCGAAUGCCAUCCUAGGUUAGGCCAUAACCAGCCCAAAGCCAGUCAGCAUGUCUAUCUUAAAUGCUGCUGCGAAAUGCUUAAUACUUCAGAGCAAAACCCAGAAUUUUUUUUACUUACACUUUAAGUUUUUUGUCUCCUUGAUUUUUCCUGUCCCUUUAGAUUUUCUCAUCAACAAGUAUCAGUGAUCUGGUGAUGAAAAACUUAACAUAUACCCUGUUUUGUAGAUUACUAGAGGUAGAACUUUCUAUAUACAUGUAUAGGUAGGUUAGGAAACACAGUAUUUAGGCAUUCUAAGGCACUAGCUUGCAUAAUACAUGGUAUAUGUCAAGACUUUCUCAAAAAUAUAACUCUCGUGCUUGUUGGUGCAAUAAAGGUAGAUUAUAAGCUGAUGUGUAAGGUUUUGAUGUACAGUAAUUCUGGAUGCUAUUUAUUUUUUUAAUGUUUAAAUAAGGACUCAG
Molecule: messenger RNA, 1688 nt
Organism: Ylistrum balloti
Lineage: Eukaryota; Metazoa; Mollusca; Bivalvia; Pectinida; Pectinidae
Product: peroxiredoxin-5, mitochondrial-like
Exons: 6
Coding region: 1-576 (191 amino acids)
Biological process (GO): cellular response to oxidative stress; cell redox homeostasis; hydrogen peroxide catabolic process
Cellular component (GO): cytoplasm; peroxisome; mitochondrion
Molecular function (GO): thioredoxin peroxidase activity
Source: RefSeq, a predicted model, not a curated record